Molecule: messenger RNA, 6120 nt
Organism: Malania oleifera
Lineage: Eukaryota; Viridiplantae; Streptophyta; Magnoliopsida; Santalales; Ximeniaceae
Product: cysteine-tryptophan domain-containing zinc finger protein 7-like
Exons: 11
Coding region: 504-5636 (1710 amino acids)
Molecular function (GO): zinc ion binding
Source: RefSeq, a predicted model, not a curated record
GGCCAAAAACAUUAAAAUACGGAAAAGGAAAACACAGCUCUGAUCUCUGCUGUCCAACCCCAAACACGAGUUAAAUUCGAAGGGAUACGAGCGCGUCGAGCCGAUCCAAGGUCCGAGGAAAGAGACAAGGGUGGGGAGAGAGAAUUUCCUUGAUCAUUCGUCAUACUACUCCUAAACAACGAUCGUGGGCAUCAAGAGCGAGUUUUGUAACACUUGUUCAUAGUUUUUUGCUUAGUUCCAAUGAGGGUUUCUGAUUCUGCUCUUCCAUGGCAGUUUCAGGGUAAUCCCUUUCUGGGUUUUGCUGGGCUUUUGGAAUCCUUUGGUGAGUCAGAGGAUUUUUCAAGUUUGGAGUGAUGUUAGAUUUUAGGGAAGGAAGGGGCGGGCUAGGGUUUUGGCUCUUUAUGUGGAGAGUAGGGAUUGUAGCGAGAGGUUUUUACUUUUAGAGAUUAGUAUUCGGACUAGGUUAGUGUUAGAGUUAGGGUUUCGUGGAGUGGGAAGGGUAGAUGGAAGGAACAGAGAUUGAGGAAGGAGAGGCUUGCUAUUACAAGGAGGAUGAUGACGGCACUAGCAUUGACCCUGACAACGAUUUCUCUUACAUUGAUGUAAAGAUUAAAGAUGUCCUGGGUCAUUUUCAAAAAGAUUUUGAAGGCGGGGUUUCUGCAGAGAAUUUGGGGGCAAAAUUUGGUGGAUAUGGGUCAUUUUUGCCGACCUAUCAGCGGUCUCCUCCCAUAUGGUCUCAUCCAAAAUCCCCAGAGAGAUUUCAGAAUCACAGUGAGCCAAAAUCUCUUGACAAUCUGCCCAUGGAAGGUGCUUCCCAGAAUCGUACAGCUCCCUCAAGUGCACCUGUAUCUGUGAGUCAUAGACCUGCUUUGUGCAAUGUCAAUUUAUUGCAUGCUUCAAGGUUCCCAUCUGGGGAUGUUGUAGUCAAACAAGAACAAUGCUUGCCACCAAAUCAUGUUGUGGAGCAGCUUCCCAUGGAACAGGCAACUUCACAGAGAUCAGUUCCAACUGACCAUAGGACACUGAAGGUUCGUAUUAAAGUGGGUUCUGAUAGCAUUUCUCAAAAAAAUGCUGCGAUCUAUAGUGGUCUUGGGCUUGAUAAUUCUCCAUCUUCCUCUCUGGGGAAGAGCCCUGAGGAAAGUGGAGGGGAAUUUCAGGAGACUGCAAAUGAAUCUCUGACCAGCAUUCUUCAGAUCAUGACUACAAUUCCAGUGCCUGGGGGAGUACUAUUGUCACCUCUUGAUGACAGCUUGCUUUGCUUGUCAAAAAAAGAAAUGCUUCUGAGAAAAAGUAAACCUGCAGCUGACCUCAAGGGUUGUCAAGAACAUAUUGCCUUGUCAGUUGAUGGGUCUGAUUCCAUGCGAGGGGAUGGUAAGGUGCUAAAAGAGAGAAGAGUGAAGUUAGUGGGGAAAAGUAAAAAGCUGUUAGAAUUGAAGCAUGGGAAGGGUAUAAAAAUGGACAGUGAAAUGAGGUCCUUCUUGAAGGGAAAAAUAGAUAAUGAAACUCCAGAUGGCAAGGAACUCCUUACUGAUGGGAAACAAAAGCCUUUGUCCAAGUCAACAUGUGAUUUUGCUGACUUGGCAAAAGGUACUGGUAGCGGAGUUGGGGCUUCUAAGAAUCCCAAUAAGGAUGGGGAGAAGUGCAGAUCAAUAUUGUCUAACUUAGCAAAUGAGGAGUACUUGGAGUCAAUAUCUGGUCAAGACAGUGACAACAGUGAAAAGCAAAAGGCUAAUAGUAGUUCAGUGGGAAAUAUCAGAGAAUGCAGAGUAGCAAAUUCCUAUAAGGACGGCUAUGUUGAUGUCGGGGAAGGUGAUGGGGCUAAAAAAGAUGAAAAAGUUUCUGCUCAAUUUAAAGAUAUUUCAGAUGUGUCUCAAUUCAAGGAAGGUCAUAAUGUUGGGCCAGUAGAUUGUUCAAAGAAGAAGGUUGUUCAGAAAAUUGCAUCCAUUAGACAGAACGAAGUUAAAGUGCUUUGCAGGACAGAAAAGUCAUUGUAUGAGGGCAAAAGAAAGUCCAAGGGAAAUCAAGGCAAUGGUAGGCCAGCUGCUGAUCUAGAGGAAGAAAGCUCGAGGGUUUGUUCUCCAAAAGAUGGGAAAAAUAAUAGUUAUGCCCUUUCUCCAUUUAAAAGUAAAGUUCAUAAUUUAAAGUCCCAGAAAGAUAUUGUUAAGUUCAGAGGUGAGCGGAGGGAAUCAAGGGGAGAUUCAAAAUCAAAGGGGAUGGACACCCGAGUGAUUCUAUUGCAGAGUUCUUCUGGUGAUACUCAAAAGGACUCUGCCCACAAGGGUGAUGAAAGAGAACUCAAGGCAUUCUUUGACAAAUCAAAAGGAAGAUUACAAACUAAAAAAGGUGAUAAGAAGUUGACGUCAGAAGAUAUUGUGAAAGAGGCUCCAAAUGCUGGCACUUCUUUAUUAAGAGAUGGACUCACUUCUGAGACAGCACCGGUAACAGUGCCUGCUGUUGUUAUACAAGACAAUUGGGUCUGUUGUGACAGUUGUGAGAAGUGGCGACUUCUCCCAUUUGGUACAACACCAGAGCAGCUCCCGGAAAAGUGGCUGUGUAGCAUGCUAGAUUGGCUGCCUGGAAUGAACCGGUGUGACAUCAGUGAGGAGGAGACAACAAAGGCUCUCAAUGCACUGUACCAACUUCCACUUCCUGAGAAUCAAAAUAACACACACAAUCAUGCCAAUGGAACUGCAUUUGGAAUAAUGACAGCUGAUACGCAACAGCUUGACCAAAACCACCAUAAUUUCAGUUCUAAUGCCAUGCAUAAUAAAGUAAAGAAGAAACAUGGGUCAAAGGAAAUACCGAGGAGUCGUCAACAUGAAUCUUUGAAAAGCAGGAUCUUAAAUGAUGUGAACUUGUCUCAUUCUGAAUCAAAUUUGAUGAAAAAAUCUAGUUUUCAGCAUUCAAGUAUGUCACACUACUUGGCCAAUGAAAAACUUGUUCAUAAACCGAAAGCGAAUCAGAUCAAUGGAGGUGCAAAGCAAACAGGGGGGAAGAACAAGAGGGAAGCUGAUCAAAUUGUAUAUGGAGCUUCCAAGAAAACCAAGACAGAGGGUGCAUUCUGUACUGACAAACAUCAGAACUCUGAACUUGAUGGGAAGCUUGAGGGGGUGGAUUACAGUUCUGGUUCUGCUUUGGCAAAAAAGACAACUGGGAAGGUUACGCAGCAGCAUAAUGAAUACUCUUAUUCCAAGGAUGCGAAGGGAACACUACUAGGGAAAAGAGGGGGAGACAAGGCUCAUGUUUCCUUGAAUGGUGGUCCAGUACACAGAGAAACAUGCAAUAAAGUGGAUAUUUAUGCGAAGAAGAGGAAAUUAAAGGACUGGAAAGAUGAGCAGAAUUAUGCAGAGACAGCUCAGAUUGUGCGGUGUCAUAUCCCAGACACCAAGGCUUCUAUGAAGGAGGAGAGUGGUGAGAGUGAAUUCAGGAAUGGGAGGAAGUGCAGGGUGUCUAAGAUGAAGGGAAAGGAGUCCAGUACAAGUAAGGGUGAUGAUAUAUCAACCAGAAAAGGUCGAGCGAUCCGAGCCCCCAUGUCAGGUGGUAUAGUUCAUCCACUUGAUGGUACAGAAGAAGUAAAAAAUAUCAAGAAGGACCAAUGGCACAAGAAAAAUGGAAAUGUUUUAUCUCAACGAGUCCUGGAUGGUGUAGAUAUGAAAAGGGAUUUGGGAUCUGGGCAAGCUUCAACCAUUGCCACUUCAAGCUCUUCAAUGGUUUCUGGUUCUUGUAAAAGUAGAGCUAGUUUUCAAGAAGCAAAAGGCUCUCCUGUAGAAUCUGUUUCCUCUUCUCCAUUUAAAACUUCCAAUCUAGACAGCUGUACACCGACAAGAAUGGAACUUUUAGGUAAAGUUGAUGCUGCAAGGAAGGACAAAGUCUCUUCUCUCACUUGUAUUGAAUCCCUUGAAUUUCCUGCACUCGAUUAUCAGGACACUGAAGGUAACAAAAAAUUCAGUGGCACUACUAGGUUAAAUGGUGAAACUUGUUCUGAAAAUGGUAAUAGCCAUUUGGUGAAUAAUCGUCCUUUUAACCCAGAACAUGGUCGGGACUCUAAUGAUAUGCAUUCUGUGGAGCAUUGCUACAAGGAAGAAAGAUUAACUCGGAACCAUUGCCCGGAGAAUGUGUUUUCGAAGAAAUCUCAAAAUGGCUGCUUGGUACAGUCCAAACACAGGGACAGAAGUUAUACAUCUGAUUAUAGCGGAGACAAGUUGAAGGUUUCUGACCCACCAAGUGAGCAGGAAGAAAUGUAUCCUCAGAAGAGCCUGAAGUAUGAUUCAGGUUCAGGGAUUGACUCCCACCGUCUUGCUCCAUUCUCUGAAAUAGAAACUGAUGUCAGUCACAGUUGUCCUGAACAGCCUAAAGUUAAUAAUAACAAGGAUGAGAAGAAUCAUCAUAGUAAGAAGGAUUCUCUAGGAAAAUGUUCAAACAGUAAUAGGAGAGGAAAUCAGUUAAAAUUUGGAGUGCAUGAUGGUUCAGAUGCUAAACCAGGUGCUUUACAUUGUGCAAAUGAACAAGGUUCCCUGCAGCGGAACCUGAUUCAGAAUAGCAAGGCUGAAAUAUCUUCUAACCAGUUUCCUGGGAAGAAAACCAAUCCUAUGCAAAUGGAAUUGAAGGAUGGGAAGUUACAAAUAAACCUUCAAUACGAAGAUAAAAGAGAAACAUUGGCUCGGCGUUCCCAAUCAGUGCUAGGGUCCCAGAAAGGAGGAUCCUUUGAAGCAGUUUCAGCUGAUGUCUCUGUCAGUGGCGAUGUGUCUAAGGUGUUGAAACAGCAUGGCUAUGCUGGUAAUGAGAGUGGACUGCACUGUCAUUUAGGGCAUCUUCCAGCUAAUCAGCAUAGGUUGAGGGAUGUCAGUGCCCUAAAUCCAUUGAGAAAGGGUUCUUCUUCGCAGAAUGCCACUGAUGCUCUGAUAAAAGCAAAACAUCUCCGUGACUAUGCUGAUCGUCUCAAGAGCUCUGGGUUUGCUUUUGAAAGUAAUGAAAUGUACUUUCAAUCUGCUUUACAAUUUCUUCGUGGUGCUUCACUUAUGGAAACUUCCAACGGUGAGAGUGACAAACAUGGGGACAUGACUCCAAUGCAAAUGUAUGGUGCUACUGCUGAAAUUUGUGAAUCCUGUGCCCAUGAAUAUGAGAGACGCGAAGAAAUGGCUGCUGCUUCCCUGGCCUAUAAAUGCAUAGAGGUGGCAUACAUGAGGGUGGUUUAUUGCAAACAUUCCAGUACAGGCAGAGAUCGGCAUGAAUUGCAAGCAACUCUACAAAUGAUACCUCAUGGUGAAUCUCCAUCAUCUUCUGCGUCAGAUGUUGAUAACUUGUACAAUCAACCAGCAGUGGAUAAGUCUGCUGUAUCAAAGGGUAUCAGUUCUCAUAUUGCUGGAAACCAUGUCAUUGUUGCUCGAAACCGCCCCAAUUUCAUUCGGCUCCUUGACUUUACACAGCACGUAAAUUUUGCAAUGGAGGCUUCAAGAAAAUCACAGAAUGCUUUUGCAGCUGCUAAUGAAACCCUAGAAGAGUCACAGAACGAGGGGAUCUCUUCUGUUAAAAAGGUCAUUGAUUUCAGCUUUCAAGAUGUAGAAGAACUCGUAAAUUUGGUUCAGCUUGCAAUGGGGGCCAUCAGCCGUUCAGGUUUCGGUGGAAGUAGAGAUUAAGAGCCCUGUAUAUAUUCUUAUUUUUCUGGUCCAUUUCCCCCAAUCAGCUGGCAUCAGGAAAAAUAUUAGGGGAUAGGAAGCCUUUGAAGACUUGCAGCUUGGCUUCCCAAGAAGAGACAGGUCUUUGAGAGCUCGUUACUUCUCUGUACAUGUGUACAAAGUGAGAUUGAUUUGAAAAUUUUGUUAUGUAUUCUUUGAAUGUUCAGCUUAAUCUUGACUUGGAUAAGGGCAUGGCAUGCCCAACCUAAAGUUUCGUUGGUUGGGAAAAAGAGAUGCAGUUCUUACUGGUUCAGAAACAAAUCUGGAGGUUGUGUAAUAUUGCAGUUUUAUUUUUUUUAUUUUUAUUAUUUUUUUCUUUUUUACGAAAAUUUUUGGCUCCAUUUAUUUGGAGCUAAAGGGAGAAAUAUUUAGAGAUCGAAAAUGCUAGGCAACUGAUUCGAGGAGAUUGGUUUCUAAUAUAGUUAUGACCUUUCAAUUUUCUCAA